CAAUCAAUUUUAUUCUAUAGUUUCUUUCACAAGAAGGUAAAUCCUUCAAAAAUAACAAUGAAUUUGGCCCUGAAUAAGUGGGUCCAGAAGGGCUCUUGUCAAAUUCUGGGCCUCAACAAGUACAGUAUACAACAGUGGCUGAAGACCAUCGACACGAUCAUAUACGAUGGAGAGGGAGUUUUAUGGAACAACGAUAAGACCAUUGAUAAGGCACCGGAAACCUUUAACGCUCUGCGCGCCAUGGGCAAAGAGGCCUAUAUAUGCACUAAUAACUCAGUAACUUCGGUGGCGGGAAUCUGCCGGAGGGCCCAGGAAAUGGGUUUCUUGGUGGCCCAAAAUGAGAUCCUUUCCUCGGGCAAGACAUUAGCCAAAUUCAUAAAGGAGCAGAAAUUCGAGAAGAAAGCUUAUGUGGUGGGCGGCCAGGGAAUCGUUGAUGAACUUAAGUUGGUGGGCAUCGAAUCGCUACCAUUGGAUCAAUCGUCGCCACAGGUUUUUCCGACGCCAGAACACAUCCACAGCCUGCUUCUGGAUUCCGAUGUGGGUGCAGUGGUGGUGGGAGAUGAUAAAGAUUUCAAUGCGAUCAAAUUGACAAAGGCCAGUUGCUAUCUCAAGGAUCCCCAGGUCAUGUUCGUGGCCACAAGUCGCGAUGUGGCCUUUCCCGCCACUCCUGUAAGAAUGGUUCCCCGCGAAGGGGUUGUGGUGGCCGCCAUCCAGGCCGCCAGUCAGCGGAUGCCCUUCACCUGCGGGAAACCCAAUCCCUAUAUGUGCAUCGACCUGAUGCGUCGAGGAGCUAUCCGACCAGAGAGGACUUUAAUCAUAGGAGAUACCAUGAAUACGGAUAUUCAAUUUGGAUACAAUUGCGGCUUUCAAACUCUGUUAGUGGGCACAGGGGUCAAUAGCUACCAGGAUGCCAUCGAGGCUCAGGCAUCCAAGGUUCCCUCUCUAUAUCAGCAAGUCCCCGAUCUAUAUGUGCCAAAACUUUCCAACCUUUUGCCCUUCUUAUCCUCUCGAAAUAGAUGAAAUGUCAAUAACAAAGUCUUCGCUUAAUAAACUAUGAAGUUAGCAA
This is a messenger RNA of Drosophila biarmipes, 1066 nucleotides long. Its product is annotated as glycerol-3-phosphate phosphatase. Bases 58 to 1020 code for a protein of 320 amino acids. Gene Ontology annotation, molecular function: phosphatase activity. The record is from RefSeq and is a predicted model, not a curated record. The transcript is spliced from 2 exons. NCBI's taxonomy places the organism in Eukaryota, Metazoa, Arthropoda, Insecta, Diptera, Drosophilidae. Gene Ontology annotation, cellular component: cytoplasm.